Molecule: messenger RNA, 4506 nt
Organism: Marasmius oreades (fairy-ring Marasmius)
Lineage: Eukaryota; Fungi; Basidiomycota; Agaricomycetes; Agaricales; Marasmiaceae
Exons: 8
Coding region: 91-4305 (1404 amino acids)
Source: RefSeq, a predicted model, not a curated record
CCCCCUCCUACCAGCAACUCGUUGUAAGGGAAAGCCUCAUCGAUAUCUCACCGUCCUCGUCAUUUUUACAAUAUCUGACGGCUCCUGUUGAUGUCGUUACCUACUCCCCCAAAAUCAUCUCACCGAGAGGAGAAAGAGAAUCGAACGCAGGCGUCUGGAUGUCGCGUCGUAUGGUCUCAACACAACCAAUAUCAUAGUCUGUCGGCUCCCCCACGAGGCCCGACAUUCUGCAGUGCCACUAAAGAACCCCCUGCUAAAUCGAUUCUCAAGAAAUCUUCUUUCCCACUCCUUCCCCUGGAGAACGAAUGCGAGCAGCGCGAGUUUACUCCAGAACCUUCCAACCCUCUCGGUGAUCCCACUUACCUGAAUACCCCGAUCAUCACCAUCAUAUCUGACUCAGAUCACAAGCUGAGCGAGCUGAUCCAAGCCUAUUCGGUGCUUGCGGCACGACUCAGAGCCUAUGUCCACGAAAGAACAGACGGGUCGUGCACGAUAUUCACGCCCUUGAAGAAGAGCCGCGAAUUCGUCUUGAAAAGCAUACUUCGUGAUCUUGGUCGUGCUCUGGUGAAUCCAGUAGUAUCUGAGGAACGUGAUUCAGCUCGAGUCGUCACCCUCUUGCCUUCGCCUACGAACAGUCCAAAGAAGAAAAGGGGCAUGACUGCUGAGCAGGCCAAGUUGGCCAGGGAUUUAUGUACGCUAUCACAUAGCGUGCUCAAACUUAUAGGGUUGGUGUUUACUCUUCGUGUCGUGUAUCAGGUCUUUUCAGACGCCGAGCUUGGACAAAUAUUGACAGCAGUUCUGGCCAUACCCUUGGCCGACGCGCUGCCAACACCGAACGCUCGAAAAACCUGUGCAUUGGCCAUUUGUGUGAUCCAGACACAACGCCUUCCCUCGUCGGUCCUCUUGGGAGCGAAGGACAGAAUAGCUUACGCCUUGCGGCGAGGCAUUGAUGGCGAGCUUGGAAAGGAAGGCAAACGAGGGUCCGCUAGCGAUGGAUUGAAGGCAGUUCAUGACCUUGCUAUUUAUCAGCCGGAAACGUUCAUUCCUGCCUUCUCUCAGCUGAUAGAUUCUGUCCUCAACAAUCUCCUUGGUCCCAGUCUUGCUCUGCGCAUCAACGCUUGUCAUGCCCUCGGAGGUCUUGCCAUUGCUAGCGCAGAGACUCCUCUCUCCCAAAACCACGUCCGCAUAGCAUCUGCUAUCGCGUCAUUUCUCCUGAACAUUCCCACAAAAACUUCACCAACCAAAUCUACGCCUUCCAGCAAAUCCAAUCUCGCAGAAUCUCCCAUUUGUCGUACGCUCAGAACCACCCUGAACAACGAAAGUCCUUCCCACGUAGCGCAAGGACCAGUCUGGGCAUUGAGUGUCUUAGCGAGUUUCUCUGUCCUUCUUGGAUCCUCCCUUUUCAAGGAUUCGCGGUUGAGCCGGGCGAUCACUUCCCUCCUAUCGAUACCGCUCCGACACAAGAAGAGCUCUAUUCGUUGUCUCGCGUGCAUCGUGUGGAGGUCCUUAACCUGGGCCCAUUUCCAACCAGCGUACUCCGAUCCAGAUGGCGAGUCGGAAGUCGAGGGCGAAGACCACAAGUCUCAAAAUCAAUCAUGCCACACCGCUGCUAACAACUGGAAAAUCUUACAGGCUGUCCUUACCAUGGGCACUGGCACCUCCAUUUUGGCAGCGUGUGUGGGAUCUGGUCCAGAGACUGACGACGAAGGCCUUCGCCGAGUGAUCCAGCUCCUUGAGCUCAUGAUUCGCAAGAACCCCGACACACUGAAGGAUGCUAUGCAGGUCAUCAUUCAAUUACUCUCGCUAUCUCCGUCCAAACGCCAGUGGGAUAUGAAUAACUUGCUGCCGCGCUCUUUGUUUUCAGGUGUACCUGGCCUACUCACUACGGAUUUCAGCCAACUGCAACCGAUUGUUAGGCAAGCCUACGAUGCAUGCACGAGUGCGGAUGAUGUCAGGCCUUUAACUUGCGAUGAGCUUUCCCGACAUGGCAUCUUGGAUGAAUUCUUCCAUUUAUGGCAAAGAGCCGCCUACCUGCACGACGUGUUCGAAAAAGAUUUGGAUCUAGUGAAAGAAGGCUGGAUAGCACUGCUGAAUGCAGCCAUGGCGAUAUAUGAAGAUGGAACGGAAGAGAGCAGCGAGGUCGUGGCGCAGAAGGUGGCGCAUACAAUUCAGCAACUUUUAUCUGGUGAUAUUACAUAUGGUUCACCUAAUUCAAGUGUCGAAUUACCGACUUCCAAGUUCGACCCUCAAUCUGCAUUUGCAAGGAUGCUCAAGCUUUUGCAGGAAUUGUGGAGCAUUGCACGUAACACCCUUCCAUGCGACAAUCUCGAUCGCCAUGCAGAUUCUCUGCUACGAUGCUUGGUCAAGUAUGAAGAGGAGAUGAAUGUGGAUGAGAAGAGUUCACGAGGAGAGUGGGCAGCUUUCUGUGUGGAACUGAGUCUGGCUUGUGGCGGCGUGGAUGCUUUCUGGAACGAUACCGCGGCAACCAAGUGGGAUUGGUCUGUGGAGAUUCGAAGCCGCGUUUGGAGCAUCUUCGUUCGCAGGGUGCAAGCGGAUCGGCGAGGAGCUUGGGAUGAUGCUUUGUUGUUGCUUAGCCUGCCGUUCAGGGACCCUAAUGCAUGGGAUUUGAGCGGCGAAGACCUCGACACAUGGGAAGGACUAUUGAGAUUUGGGCUAGAAAAAGCCCGGGAUAUUGGUUUCGAUGACCUUACUGCCCUUAACGAAGUCGCCGAAAACCUUCAUCAGCCUACGUUUAGCUCCUGCGGACGUAUUGCAGAAAUGCUUCUGACGAGGUGCCAGCUGUCUGAGGGCGACGCAUUCCCCAGUGUUCUCGUCGAGUUUAUCACGGAUACACUUCGCUCUCGCUAUCCCCCCAAACCUUCCGAGGUCACCUCUUCAUUAUGGAUCAUGCGCCCCCUUCGGGAAAUGAUCGAGACCUGUCCUAAGAGUCUGACUCAAUCGCUUUUGGAGAUCCUUCAGGAAGGCAUUUCUUUAUGGGUUUCCGACGAAUAUGAAGUUAUGGCGGAGUUGGAUUACGGCGAAGUGGUAAAUCUGUACGAGUCAAGUCUUCGAAGUAUACCGGAGUCUCUGGAGGCUUACGAAGCCCUGGCACCUCUCCUUGAAGCUGUAUUCUUAGGCCGCCCCGACAAGCCAUCCGCGUUGGAAGCUUUUGAGAACUUCUGGAACGACAGCUCGUAUUCCUCCAUUGUCGACAGUAACGACUGGCCAGCAAAGAUCCAGGAACAUUUCGGUGCAGCGACGCAAGAAGUGCCAGAGGCUCUUGACUUGCCACCCUCCUCACCACCUUCGUCUGACGAUGGUCUUGAGGCCGAGUCGACCCCCAACAUCGACAUUCUCUCGCUGUUACCCGCCCCGGUCAUUCUAUCAACACCUCCCAAACACACCCGUACUUCCUCAACGGCGCCUCCUUGUCUCAACCAGACCCCCACCUACUACUCACCCGUCUUCACACCGACGCCCUCUAUUCCGUCAACAUAUGCUACGCCACGCGAUGCUAUGGCUUUGGUACGAAGUCCUCUUCUUAUUAGCCCUCGUGUCAAGAGGCGUAGGACGGAGAACAAAGAAAACGAGUCACCGAAUGUAUUACUCGGUCACACUAGACCUGUCUUCGCGAGUCCACCUCAGAAGCGACGUUUGUCAAAAGAGAACGAUGACGAUAGGCCACUGAAACGAGUUAGGAUUGACACGGCGACGCUAAGUUCGAUACCCAAACUUAAACUGUCCGUUGAACCCACCAAAGCAUGCGAUGAUGAAGAAGCAGUCGAGGAGAUGCUUAUUCCUCGAGACAGCAUAAGUCCCCGGAAGGACGUUUUUGGGGUGCCGCUACAGCGGACGAACUCGAGGAAGCGGAAAGCUAUCAUGCUCGAUGCGGUCGAGAUUUUUACUUUCCAGGAGUUUGAGCGACGGAGGACAUCACCGCGAAAGCCGGUGAAAGCUAGUAGCCAGACUGCUUUACCCCGAACGCCUCGAACGCCUCAACGGAAAGCUAUUGAUAUGUCAUCUUCGCCUACAAUACCCGACGUUUUGGAUCUGAACAGUGAUGAUUCCAUCAUGUUGGGUCGUUCAUCUCCCGUGAAGGACCCCAAACAGUCGUCCUCUGACGACGACCCUCAUCUUGGUCAAGUUACGCCUCAUCAUCUCAUUUCCCCCAUUCUUAAGCGAGCGAAGCGCAGUUACGACGAAGAUCCACCUAGCGACGAUUCAAUCACAUUGGGUAGUCCAUCGAAAGCCGUGGUCCUUCGUAGGAUGCAGCGGUUAGGUUCUGCGACGGGACGGAUCGCAUGAAGAUUCUUAUUUUUCCUUUCUCUCUAUCGAGUACUGUUUCCAAGUCAUUAUGCAUGUUUAUUCGGAUCCAUUAUCAUUCACGUAUUGUGUAUCAUUUGGUUUGUAGCACUCUGUAUUUUUCAGGAUUGGAUUAUUUUUUAGAACGGCUAAUAUUGAGACCGGGGUAGUUUCGGUAGCCGGAACAACCUUGCGCCACCGACC